Cheilinus undulatus (humphead wrasse) is the source of this 10230-nucleotide messenger RNA. RefSeq names its product lysine (K)-specific demethylase 6B, b (gene kdm6bb). Gene Ontology annotation, biological process: regulation of gene expression; heart development. NCBI's taxonomy places the organism in Eukaryota, Metazoa, Chordata, Actinopteri, Labriformes, Labridae. Gene Ontology annotation, cellular component: MLL3/4 complex. The transcript has 22 exons. Bases 321 to 5516 code for a protein of 1731 amino acids. Gene Ontology annotation, molecular function: RNA polymerase II cis-regulatory region sequence-specific DNA binding; chromatin DNA binding; histone H3K27me2/H3K27me3 demethylase activity. The record is from RefSeq and is a predicted model, not a curated record.
AAGAAAGGAGACAAGAGGAGAGAGGAACGGGUGAGACAAGGUGGCGAGGAGUGAAAGAGAGGAAAAAGGGGAGCAAGAAGAGGGGGAGUGUGGGCCCGACGAACAAAGACACACAGAAAAAGCUAGUAGCGGAGGAUGAGCGUGUCUAUUUAAAGGGAUCUGAGGCUGCACGGGUCCGCCGGCUUUCUAUUCCUGACUGACAGCAUCAUCGAAAUUUAGACCAGAGUGUGUCUCCCCCUCUCUUCCCCUCAUUGAAAGGCUGUUUUCUGCUCUCAGGUGUGAAGUGGAGGGCUUCCCAAACUCAGACCAAGACUGGCUGCAUGUAUCACCCAGCAGAGCUGUACUCUGGCCGUAACACAUGGGACUCCUACCCGGCUGGGGGACCUAACAGAGGACAAUGGGCUCCUGUGAACAGUCGCCCCUGGAGCCACACUCAAAGAGGCCAAGAAGGGCGCAAUCAAUCACAUCAUCCACAAUCCAACCGUCUUUUUAAUCGGGGGGAGAGAACAGUCAACCAUGUCCAGGACAAGGGUAUCUCUAAGGGAUACAGACAGCCUGUACGCCUUUGGGAUAGCAAAGAGCGUCCGUUUGAGGCCCAGAACUGGCAUCACAACUCCACACGCUCAUUCCACAAUCGACCUGGCACCAACAACGGUUAUCUAACAGGAGCCGGGGAGCGCUACACAAACUGGGACAGCGAUGCAAGCAUCUCUUUGCAUGGAGGUCCUCGCCUGCAUCGCAACCACAGAGAACUCCAGUCCCCGCCAGAGAGAUGGGCCUCAUCAGACAGCCGCAGGAGCUUUCCAAACAGAAUGGUAAACAACAGACCAGAAGCCUGGAAACGGCCGGUCCAACACCAGCGACGAGACCAACUGCACCAGCACAGUCCACCUCCACAGCACCCGACAUCCCCCAGGGAAGAGUGUCCUGCCAAGAGGAGAAGAGACUCUGGCCCUGAUCAGUCAUCUCAUCAAGGAUUAAGGCAUUUACCUUUAGUCGCCCAUGCCCCCUCACCAACUCGCCAGCAUCGCUCCAACCAAGAUGACUGGAAGCCUCUUCAUGACAGGGCUGGUUCUCUCCACCACUCCGACCACAGGACCUCAACUACACAGCAACAGGAAACCUCUAAACUGCGUGCGGAAGGACAUGGCUCUAGUAACAGUAACCCAGCAGUGCUGAACCAGAGCAGCAGACCAUCACAUCAUGCAAGUAGGGGGAAAGUGGACCGCAAAAUCUCGUCUUCACCAGCAGACCACACCCGUGUGCCUUACAGCCACCAAAACCAUCAUUACCAGUAUCAACGGCACACAGGCCACGCCAGAGCCCAACAGCACAACCUGCCGCUACGCACUAAUGAGGAAAAGGAGUCAUGGAACCAUCAUCACAAACAAAGCACAGAAUCACAGCGCAUUCAUCAAAGGGGCGCUUCAAGGGACCCAACCCUCUUCAAGUCCUCUGGAUCAGACUCUCCAUCGUACUCAUCCCUCCUCUGUAGUCCUCAAAAUGAAGGUUGUACUGCCAGCAGUCCACGUUCUCCUUCCAGUCCAUCAACAUACAUGGUCACCAGUGGCAGAAAAGAGCCAUCAAUUACUCGCCAGUGCAGUCCUGGCCUCAGAGGACAGCAGAAACUACAGGGGAGCCCCAAUCACUCCCCAAGACUUGGCUCAACAUCUUCCACAUCUCCUACAUCUCACACUGGUCUAAAAUCCAGGCUCUCAGAGGUCAAAAAUAGAAAGUCCUCUUGCUCACGACACACCUCGCACGGAAGAUCAAAAGCAAACAAGCCUGAGAUGGAGUUGGAAGAACGAAUUAAGAGUGACAAGCCGCUGAAGAAGAAGAGAAAGGAAGAGGGUCAAAAGACAAACAGAAAGGAUGAGGAAACAAAAAGGCGGAAGAAAAAGGAGGAGAAAAGGUUGGCUGAGAGAAAAAAGAAAAGGGAUAGAGCAGCAAAGAGGGAAAGAAAGUUGGGCUUGAAAACUAAAGUGAAAGAAAAGGAGAUGUUCACUUCCAUUACAGCUUCAAACCCUUCGAGUGAGGCCAAAUUAAGUAAAACAGAGACUACAGUUCUGUCACCAGAGAAGCAAGGCCAGUUAGCAGCCAAACACAAGCACAGGGAGAGAAGUGAACGAGAGAAGACACACAGGCCAUCCAUAAAAACCUCUCCACAGCCAUCCUCUGAAUCUCACAAUCACAAAGUUCCCAAAAAGAACAGCAGUUCCCCAAAACUUCCUGCCAAGGAAAAACUGCCUUGCAGGAACACCAGCGACAACAAGACCAGCAAGAGGCCAAGCAUCGUUUCAUCUCAAUCGGAAGUUGGACCAAAACCAGACGAUACUCUCCCCUCUCUUUUAUUCAAAGCCUUAGAACCUCUCACUACAGCUUGUUCUGUCAGCUUAGAGAAGCCUGUCCUUGGCAAAGAUGAUGUGCAUGGAGUUCUCAAUGCCCCAGACCUACAGCCUGUUGCUGUGAUGGGAAGCUUGCAGGAAUUGGGCGACAACCUUGCAAAUACUCCUCCUGUCCUCAGCUGGCAGGGAUCUCCUGUAUCAGAUCUAGGAGAUGAAGAGGAGGAGUUGGAAAAGGGAGUGAUAAGUAGACCUGUUCUCCAGCCAAGCCCAACCCAGUGCUAUUCCCCUCCUCCUGUCCACACUGAGAGCACUGACGAUACUCACAGGGUGUCAAGUGAUGAUACAGUGGUCAAUAACACACAGGAUGCUAUGCCAGAGAUCCAGUUGCCAGAGAUCCAGGACCUACCAUGUGCGACUGAACAAACUGCCAAGGAAGUAAAGAAGGAAGAGGUGGAUAACAGUGGGGAAAAUUCAGUGUCUCUACAAAAUGAGCUCCGCCACUAUAAAACAGGCUUGGAUGACGUUUUUAAGAGCCUUGCCAACUUUCUUGGAGGCCAAAAGGUCACCUGUAGAGGCGGCCCAUUUGGGGGCCUUCCUGCUAGCAUCACUAGAGGAGUGAAGUACUCGUCUUCUCUUGCACUAGAGGCAGAGACUCAUGAGCAACAGGAUUUCUUCCCCAAAGUAGAUCCCUUAGCGACCUCCGAACCUGGUAAGCAAUCACCAACUCACACUACCUCAGAUACUCUUUUAAAAUCCAACUGUUCAACGACGGAUUCAAAGGAGUCUGUCAAGGAAGUGGAGCUGCAGAAGAAGCAGGAGCAAACGGUGAAUGAUGUAAAAGAAAAACAAGAGGAUAAGAAGACGGAAAUUGUCACUGAGAGGACAGAGUCACCCCUAUUGGAUGGAUCUCUGAGUGCAAAGCUGAGACUGACCGCUACGCAUACAGCCUCCUUUACCAGCCUCAUCACUGUCACCACCAAGGAAGACAGAGGGAACGGCAAAGAGACAGAUCAUAAGAAUACAGAAAGAAAAAGAAAACGAAAAUGCAAGGAUGAGGGAAGAGAAGGGGAGAUCAAAAUCAAGAUCAAGACAGAAGAGAGCAGUGUCAUCUGUCCUAAAAACAAAGCCAAUUCAAAAAGGAGAGCUAAGGGACAGAACGUGUCAUCCUCAUAUCUUGUCAUCUCCAGGAACUCACCCAGAUCUCUUAAAGACAGAACGAAAAGCCAGACUCCUCAGGAAAAUCGAACCAGGCAUGGCAAGGGCAAAAAAGGGGGCAAUGGUGAUUCAAAGGGAAAGAUAACAACGGAGAAGAAGGAAGAGGUCGGGUUGGAAAAUGAGACAUCAGCAGCAGCUGCAGAUGAAAAUAAGAUGCCAAGCUCAGCGUCAACUGUAACAAUCAAAACAUCUAAGUCCACACCAGCAAGUCCACCUCCCUCCUCCAUGGCACCAGUCGAUCCCCUGAAGCUAAAAGCAUUGUCCAUGGGCUUGUGUAAGGAAUUAAGGAUCCUUCUGAUCAAACUGGAGAGUGCUGGAAGACAAACAUUCAACAUAUCAGAGCUGGAGAUGAAAAGAAUCCCACUGUCCAAGAUCAGCAUUGAAAACACGGCAGCUGAAGUGAUAAGAGCAUGCAAAGGGGUGAUGGUUAAGGGGAAAUUUAAGGAGUCCUACCUGCUUCCCACCCUCUCUGUGAAGCCUGACAUCGGCAUUGCGACCCCUAUUCCCAGAGAGAAGCUAAAUCCUCCUACACCAAGCAUCUAUUUGGAGAGUAAGAGGGAUGCUUUCUCUCCAGUUCUGCUUCAGUUCUGCACUGAUCCCAAAAAUGCUGUUACUGUCAUCAGAGGCCUCGCUGGCUCCCUCCGCCUUAACCUUGGUCUGUUCUCCACCAAAUCUCUGGUGGAGGCCAAUGCUGAGCAUGCGGUGGAAGUGAGGACUCAGGUUCAGCAGCCAGCAGAUGAGAACUGGGAUCACAGUGGUUCAUUGCAGACCUGGCCCUGUGAAAGCAGCCGCUCACACACCACCAUUGCCAAAUAUGCCCAGUACCAGGCCUCCAGCUUUCAGGAGAGCCUACAGGAGGAGAAGGAGAGUGAGAAUGAAGAGGAAGGAGAACAGACCAAGCCCUCAGAUUCAUCAGCCACCAACAAAGCUGGUCUGUCCACCCCCAAUAAAACCAAUUCUGGUCAUGCCACCAGCACAUCCAGCUCAGGAGGAAAGAUCAUUAAAUUUGGGACCAAUAUUGAUCUCUCUGACCCUAAAAGGUGGAAGCCUCAGUUACAGGAGCUUCUGAAGCUGCCAGCCUUCAUGCGUGUGGAGUCCAGUAACAACAUGUUGAGUCACGUUGGCCACACCAUCCUUGGCAUGAACACGGUCCAGCUGUACAUGAAGGUGCCAGGCAGCCGCACGCCAGGUCAUCAGGAGAACAACAACUUCUGCUCAGUUAACAUCAACAUUGGACCCGGUGACUGUGAGUGGUUUGCUGUGCACGAGCACUACUGGGAGGCCAUCAACAAAUUCUGUGAGAAGCAUGGAGUGGACUACCUCACAGGGUCCUGGUGGCCGGUUCUGGAAGACCUUUACAGCGCCAACAUCCCUGUGUACCGCUUCAUUCAGAGACCAGGAGACCUGGUGUGGAUAAAUGCUGGGACCGUUCACUGGGUACAGGCUGUGGGCUGGUGCAACAAUAUCGCCUGGAAUGUGGGACCACUCAACUCGUACCAGUAUCAGCUCGCCCUGGAGCGCUUUGAGUGGAACGAGGUGAAAAAGGUUAAAUCAAUUGUUCCCAUGAUCCACGUCUCCUGGAAUGUGGCUCGCACCAUCAAGAUAAAUGAUGAGGAUACCUUCAAGAUGAUCAAACACUGCCUGAUUCAGUCCAUCAAGCACAUCCAGAUUCUCAGAGACCAGCUGGUGGCUGCGGGGAAGAAGAUCUGUUACCAGAGUCGUGUGAAGGACGAGCCGGCGUACUACUGCAACGAGUGUGAUGUGGAGGUGUUUGACCUGCUGUUUGUGACCAGUGAGAACAGCAGUAAGAAGAGCUACGUGGUGCACUGUGAGGACUGUGCCCGGGCUAAGAGCCCAUCGCUGGCAGGAGUUGUGGUGCUGGAACAGUAUCGGAUAGAGGAGCUGAUGAGGACCUACGACAACUUCACACUGGCUCCGGCUCCCUGUUCAAAGUGACGACUCCUCCCUGCCGUCUUUCAGCCAUAAAACCAAAACUCUAAUGGCAGCACAAGCGUCGUCUUCAAGGCAAUCUAUCAGUGAAAAAAACACUCUCUGGAUCAGCCAAUCACGUUUACUCAGUAUUGUUUACAUCACACAAUAAGGUAUGGAUACUCAGCCAAUCCAACUCUAGCUCACUGUCUUCCCCAUACCAGCUGCUGAUUGGACGUGUGCUUAGAAAUAGAAUGACUAGACUGGUACUUUCUCAUGAAAAGCAUUUCAGAUGUGUAAAAAGAAAAUGUGAGCACUGCUAGCACUGAAAAUCAGGUUAUGUAUGUUAAACGGACACUGCUGUGAUUCUAAAGCGUCAAGUAGCCGGUUCUGUGUGUUAAUUCAGGUACUUUUAUGCAAAUUCAGUAGAACUUUUUUACACCAAUCUAGUUAUUCUAUAUGUCCAUGAAAUUUGCUGUGAUUCUGUUGUACCAGCAGGGGAAUGGCUUCACAGGAGAAGUAGCUGAUUGUCACAUUUUGGCAUUAUAUUUAGUUUCUGUUCUGUAUUCAGGUGAACUCUGGCAUUUGUAAUUCCUGUCUGUAUACUCUUCGAGGUGCUAUUCCGAUUUUAUUUAUUCUCUUUAGAUUCUUAAAAAGUUUUACCAGCCUAGAAGUACACCACAUUGGCCUUGCAAACAGUAUUUAGAGGAGAGGUAAUUAGAGGAUAAAUCACACAAAAAUAAGGUUUUAUGUAAAAAAAGAAGAAAAAUCUAAAGUUUGCUCAGUAUCUCUAAAAUACGGGUUUACUAGAGGACUAAUAUGGUUUCGUUCUUAGUUGGAAAUCAACUUUGUAGAUGGAGGAUUUGGUUUUUGUUUGUUUUUUUCACCAGUUCAGCUAAAUCGUUGUCGUGUGGUUUCUUUCAUACACCACAAAACAGACAUGGUGCCGUUUUUAUUUUUGCAACGGGAAAACAAUCCCGGUUUUAUACCUCUUUUGUUGCUAUGUUCUGGUUUCUAGAUGAAAAUAAAUAAUUGUACAUUGUGAAUGAAUUUAUGAUAUACACAUGUGGUGUGCAUAGACUUGAGGGCAGGAUUGGUGCUGUCGGUGAAGUGCCAGGUAGUCUGAUAAAAGUAAUACGUCCAAAGAGACACACAAUCAUAAUCUUAUAAUGCAAAAGCCAGCGAGGCCGAACAGAUGUCCAGACUGACUGGCACCUCACUGUUUUCAUUCUGCCCCAGACAUCCAUCCUGAGCAGCAUCAGCUCUGUGUGCUACCAGGAGCUGUGACUUACUGUGUUUACUGUCAAACAUGUUAAAGAGAAUAUGAGCUGAGACAGCCCAGGCAUCAUUUUAUAAUGUUUGAACAACCCUUUGAAAUCAUUUCCCUGGUACAUUGAGCCUACACAGUCCACCCUUCGGCUUUAUUAUGCCAGAGCUCUGAAUUUGAUGAUCUUUAUGGCCGAAACUUACAUUGUUAACUGAGAGUUGUUAGUGCUCUCUGGUGGACAAAUCUCUGCUAGCCGUUCAAAACUGCAUGUUUAUUUACCCUGGCGUAGUUGACCUGGCCCCAUCCUGUUCUGACAGAUUACAAUCAGACACAGUUCAGGUCAGGACAAUCACAGCUGUUUAUCUCUCAUAGUUUGUGUUAGGCAUUCUUCAUACAAACAAGAUGGCCGCAGCUGAUAUAGAAAUGUCUGAUGUCAUUAUCGUGUCUGAAUUAAACAAGCUAAAAGAUAGCUCUGUUUAUCACUUCAAAUUCAACACUUGCAUGCAUGCCCUGGACACUCCUGUAUACAACUUUCAUUCAUGAUGCUGUGCAUAAAUGGGCCCUAACUACAGUAUUAUUAGGCUUUGAUGACACCUCCUUAAGCAAAUGUCCCUGUGUUUUACUGACGUACCUGCAAGGCUUUAUGAAUUAAGGAUGGAUCAUAGCUUCUGAAUAUUUGAAUUAUCAUUCAUGUAUAGAAAUAAUUCAAGUUUUAAUGGGACUUUUGUCUCAUUUUAAGAAACUAAUUUUUCCAUCAUUCUCUGUAGCGCCUUGUUGUAAUGCAGAACUAUGCCAGAUGGUGGCUAUAGCACAUCUGAAAGCUAAGUGAUUUCAGUGAUUAGUGAUUAAUAACCACUGCUAAAUGACAAAAGAAGUGGAAGCAAAUGUUGUGAAAUACAGAGUGACAUUUAAAGCCUUGAUACUUCCACCCCACAACGUUUUGCUCCCCAUGUGAAGGUAGCGGAAGCAUAAACGAGGGUUAAGGUGAUACCAACUCCGUGCCUAACCUGGCACGUCAGAUGGAUGUGUUUCACACAUCCAUCUGGUAAACCACUCAUAGACAGCAAUUGGGAAAGGGCAGAGCCUUUGAAAAACCUUGGAGGGUGAGUGGAUGAACGUUCUGUCUGUCGCAUCUUUACGGGCCAAUCAGAGCAUCAAAACACGUGAUGUAGCCACUACCAAACUGUGCCCCGUCCAAAGGAGUGAACUCCAUACAGAACUGCACAACGCAAAUCAUGGCAACUGUAGACUGUAUUGUGAUUAUACUGGACAAUAUUGCAUAAACGAAAAUACAAAACUGAAGCUUUUACAGUACUGCUUUAAAAAAAAAAAAGCUUAAUAUUUUCUUGAAAAUUAAAGUUUCUCAUUUUUCUACAAUGUGCACUAGUAGCACUAUUGUAAACUUAAACGCCUCUCUGCAGGCAUUCUUAAACCUUUCAAGUACUAAAUACAAAAAUAAUUGCAGCCUUUUUAUGCAAUUACCUAAUUGCACAGCCUUAAAUCGUGACUGCAGUCACAUUAAUGGUGCAGCACUAGAGCGCAGUGCUUUGUGUGUGCUCUCUUCCAGUUCCACAAAGCUUAAGAACGCCAUGAAUUGCUAGACGGGCACGUAAUAUCAGGCCAGUAUGGUAUGAAUAUCACAAACUUUAGUUCGCUUUCGCCCAAUUUGGGACCUGAAAAUUUUCUGGAGACCACUAAAACCUUAAUUCAACACAAGAACAUGAGACUCAAAGUAUUUACUGUUUUAUUUAUAUCAUUUAAACAGAGGAUUUUAAAGCAAAUGCCCAGUUUCAGACAUUUAAUGCCAGAAGAAAUGGUUGGCAUAGUCAUUAAGUACAGUUAUCUAGUCACAUGUUUAUUUUGUUUAAACUGUCAUCAGCAAAAUCACCUUUUCUUGUCUUAGAUCAAUCAAAAUCAAAACGGUAGCAUUACAGACUGCUGAGAAGCCAAGACACUGUCUUUGUCUUUCAUAAUGAAAAACAAUCUAAUGAAAAUUGCUGGGUAUUUUUGUCAAGUUAAAAUUAUUGUGACCACAAUGCUAAAACUGUUAGCCUGUUAAUGGAACUUUCCAUCACAUAUAAGCACGGAGCUAACAAACUAAGAUGUGACUCCCUGUUUAAACUUUUUUUGGCAGUAUUACCUCAACUGGACAUCAAUAAAAUGAAUUUGUUUUUAGAGUUAGCUACAUACUCAGUAACUUAAACAGCAUGUUUUGUUGUUCUUAUUGGUUGAAAUCCAGAUACAUUUUAGUCUGCGAGCAGUGAUAGCAUCCUGUUGGAAUGAAGAAAACAAACUGAUGGAUUUAAGAUUAUUUUUUUGUGAAUGUUUCUUAUAACACCAGGUUGAAAUUGAUAAAAUCAUUGCCUACUGAUCUUUAGAUACUGGACUGUAAAAUAUUGGUAUACAGCAGCUCGUCUUUUAAGUGAAUUUAAAACGUUUUUUUUUUCCUAGAUAUUUAAAGAUUUUCUCUUAUUUGGACAGUAUGCAUAGAUGAGUCCCACUCUUAAUCACUGAAUUUGAUCUUCAGCGUGUAAUAACGACUUUAGGAUCUUUCUCCUGCCCUCAUCAGUCUGUGCACACCAUUCACUGUACAUACUGUAUCUGUUUUCAGGUUUACUAGGAGACUUCUGUAGUUUUGUUCUCAGUCAGAAUCUAAUUUGUAUAUGGUCAAAAUUUGUCCACCUCUGUCACUUGUUUUUGUUGUUGCUAUAUUAUAAAAACACCCUGAAAAUAUCCAGUUUUACUCUAGUUUAAAUUACUGCAAUGGGAGUUUUUGUUCCCACUUUUAUACCUCUUUUUGUUGUCAGUUUCUGUUUUUUGGAUUACAGAGAAAAAGGAAAAUUGUAAAUUGUGACACUAUUUAUACUGUACAUGGUUGUUUUCUUAUAUAUUUAUUGCAUAUCAAAGGGUACUUCACUUGAUAAGGGCCUACAAGGUAUUUUAAAGAUGUAGUAUGGUCAUAAUGUGCGGACAGGGGAGGUGCAAUCAGGGGGCGGUUUAAUUUUCAUGGUGCUAGCCCCCUCCUUGCCUCCAUGCCCCCUCAUGAAACAGCAUAUGAUGAUGAAUGAACAGAAGUCAGUGACACAACUCAAACCCACUGGUUGGUGCUUAGAACCAUUUCAACACAGUUACUGGUAACAGAAAUGGAACGAUGUCUUUGUACUGUAUGUAACAGAUGAAUACGAGAUCUUUUAACAAGUUUUUUCCAUUGUAUGAAAUUCAUAAUCUUGUGAGGCAUUAGUGGUUUCUGAUGAGCAUUAGCAGUAGUUGUAAUUCUUGACACUUUUGCAGAGACUUUUAGGGAUGUGACUUUUAAUGACGUCUAGGUUUCAGUUUUUCUGUGUCUUGUCCUCAUUAUUUUUAUGAUUAUUAUUAGUAUUAUUUGAAGGAUGUAAUAAUGCUCCUUUUUUCUCUUGACUUGUUUGAUUUCUGCUGCACUUAUUGUUUUAAAAAGAACUCACAUAGAAACCUGAG